This is a messenger RNA of Arvicola amphibius (Eurasian water vole), 2280 nucleotides long. RefSeq names its product phosphoinositide-3-kinase interacting protein 1 (gene Pik3ip1). Bases 161 to 958 code for a protein of 265 amino acids. The record is from RefSeq and is a predicted model, not a curated record. NCBI's taxonomy places the organism in Eukaryota, Metazoa, Chordata, Mammalia, Rodentia, Cricetidae. The transcript is spliced from 6 exons.
AGGGAAGCUCCCAGUUCUAAAGAGAGGCUGUUUACCAGAAGAGCGAGCAUAACAAGGGCCGGUCUCACUGCAAGGCUGGGAACUAGGAGGCAAAACUGCUGCCAAGGAGACCCCUUCGGACACUGGCUGUUCAGUCAUCUGCAAGCCGGAAGAGGCGAGGAUGCUGUUGGCAGUGGUACAUAUAUUACUUCUCAGCAACAUGCUUCUGGCAGGAGCCUAUGGAUAUGGAGGCUGCUUCUGGGACGGCGGCCACCUGUACCGGGAGGACCAACCGUCGCCCGCGCCGGGUCUCCGUUGCCUCAACUGGCUGGCCGCGGAAGGCGGCCGCGGGUCGCCCACCGAGUCCAGCCCCGGCAACCACAACUACUGCCGGAACCCGGACCAGGACCCGCGCGGUCCCUGGUGCUACAUCAGCAGCGACACCGGCGUCCCUGAGAAGCGGCUUUGCGAGGACGUGCGCUGUCCAGCUCCAGAGAAGGCUUCCCAAGCACCACCAGCUGCUACAACAGAGCUGGAAGAGAAGUCUGAGGCUCCAGGUGACAAAGAGGCACAGGUGUUUCCUCCUGCUAAUGUCCUGCCAGCCAGGAGCGAGGCAGCAGAGGUGCAGUCAGUGAUUGGCAUCAGUCAGCGCGUGAGGAUGAAUUCCAAGGAGAAGAAGGACCUGGGAACUCUGGGCUAUGUGCUGGGCAUUACUAUGAUGGUGAUCAUCAUUGCCAUCGGAGUUGGCAUCAUCCUGGGCUACACUUACAAGAGGGGGAAGGACCUGAAAGAGCAACAUGAGCAGAAAGUGUGUGAGCGGGAGAUGCAGCGAAUCACCCUGCCCCUGUCUGCCUUCACGAACCCUACCUGUGAGAUCAUGGAUGAGAAGACCAUUGUCAUACACAGCAACCAGACUCCUGCUGACCCUCAGGAGGGCAGCACCCUCCUUGUGAGCCAGGCUGGCACCCCUGGGGCCUGAGCCCCUUCAAUGGGCAGGAGCCCAUGAAGACAUUGGUACAGGACAGGCCACACUCUUGCAGCUGAGAGGAGCUAUUUUUUGUGUUGUGGUUAAAACCCUAUUCUAUUUUUCUUUUGAGCGGGAGAAAAGACUCCUCAUGACACAAGCAGAAGCAGGGGGCAUUAUGGGUGAGUGUGAGGAGGCUGGGUAGGGUCCCUCAGUGCUCCUUUGCUAUCCCUUGGAGCGGACUUGCCCCUGGAUAGUGACUGGCACAGCAACCACAGUGGUGCUGUGGCAAAAAAGGGCUUCCACAUUGCCUGACCCAGGGAAAGACAGGGAGCUGGCCGAGGCUCCUCUAUGCUGUACACCUAAGGUGGCCUCAGUCUCUGCCUUUCCAUCUGUCACCCAGGAACUUGAGUGGCAUAUACUGUUAUUCAUAGUUAAGGUCAAACAGGUCAUGCAUGAGGCAGCAUUUAUAUAUAUAGUAUUUGGGAUGGAAGGUCCCUUCCGACUUCUGAGAACCAGAAGUGAAUUUGUACACGAGUCAGAACUGUGGGCUGCAAAUGGGUUCUGGAUGAGGGCUGCUGGGCGUGCUCCAGCUUGCUUGAUGUGCCUUGACAACUCUGGGCCCGGCCUGGGCCCAAGGGACUCUUCCUGCUCUGUAAGGAAAGAAAGGGAAGAAUUGCACUAAACAUUCCGCUUAGGAAGACACAGAAGGGCCUGCUUCUGCCUUCAGCUUCAGAUUUGGGUAUCCAGAUGGUCUCUCUCCAUUUUGUGCUGAUAAGAGAAUAACCAGUCAACCCAUGGGAAUUACACAUAUCAGCGCCUGUGAACCUAGAGUAGGCCCAGAGGCUAGGUAACAAAGGCAUGGAGGGGCUUGCCUUCACAAUACACCUUGGCUCACAGGCAGCCGGAUGGCCUCCAGGCCAGUGCCUUCCAUAGGGCUAGGAUUGCAACUUGUACAAUCACUGAAGCACUGGGAAGGACCUUAAGGGGUUCCAAGUUUCAGACACAGGUCUCCAGAGAGGGAAAAGUGUCUGGAUCAAAGCAAAAUCUGGAUGGCCAGGGUUGCCCAGCUUCCUGCCUGGGCAGUGUUCCUUAGCCAGAUGCCCUCUACCGCCUACCACAGAGAGGGGUGGGUGCCAUCCACUCCCUUCCCUGGGCUGCUCUCUGGAGCCAUCUGUUGAAGGGGCCUAGACCUCAGGGUUCCCAUGGUGGAACUGACUAUGGGAAAGAGAACAGUACUACUUCUGACUUUUCUAUGAAAGUAUUUCUCUGUGUAUGUUUUAUAUACCUCAUUCUGACACCUGUGUAUGAACUGUGGGAAACUGCGCUGCAUUUGA